AUGGCCGAGGACCUGCCGACUCUUCGUCCCGUAGCGUGCGUCGGAGAAGAAUCCCGGUGCGAGCCAUGGCCACUUAUGCCAGAUGGUACCAAAUGGGACGGCAAAGACCUGCUUACCCUGGUGCGUGAUGGUAGGAGCCCUUUUGGUAACGUGUGGGACGUCGAGCUGUUGUUUCGUGAGGUUGAGGACCAUGCCCACGGUACAAUUAUCGACAUCCCAAAAGUCCACAACGGCGCAAACCACUACGGCUUUCAGAUAAAACUCUCCGACCAGCGAGAGGUGCUUGCGCGUCUGUCGAGGGCUGACAUGAACGUUCCGAACUACGAUGGCUACUCUGAGACUUGGCUCCACAAUCUUAUCGAGUUCGAGGCCGCUGUGUAUCAUCUUCUUGAAGACACCGUCGGCAUCCCGACCUCGCGCCUGAUCUACUUCCGCCACGCCAUACAGUCUAAAGGGCCAAACGAAGAGCUUCCAAAGGAUAGUAUCAGCGGCCGACGACUCAUGAUUUUCGAAAUGUCCAAGGACAACAAACCCCUUUGGCGGGUAUUGAGCAAGCAUCAGAAGAGUUCGCUCCUCACCCAGGCAGCCAAGAGUCGUGCAGCAUUGCUAAACAAGGAAUUGCCAACAACCUUUGUCGCCAACUGGAUCUUGUGGACCAGCUUUCAGCCCGUGGAAUGGAUGCCCAAGAUGUUCCCGCUCCCGCCUGCGGCAACCAGAGACUUCUGCAUCUCGAUGCUCAAGGCCAAGGUCGAAGCGCUGAUCGGAGACGUAGGCGACAGCAUCGGGUGGGCGGUGGACAAACAGACCGUGGGCCCACGGGCGUUCGCUGCGAAGCAGUCACUCCUACGCCUCAUACCCCUGAUUCUCCCGGCGGAAAGCGACAACGACGACGCGCUGUAUCGGUUGGUCCUCCAACACGAUGACUUCGGCAUCCACAACAUGUCGGUCUAUGUGGAUGAGCAGACGGGGGACCUCAUGCUCAACUCCGUGUAUGACUGGGAGACGGGCUGCAUUGUACCGGCCAUCUUGUCCGAGGUCGACUUCUUGAUUUAUGGGCGCGAUUUCAAGUUGUUCGUCGGUGAGAGGGGCAAGCCUUCAGUGUACACCCGCCCGGACGUGGAGCUGGAGCCGGAGCGGCGCGUUCAGGAUCAGGAACACGCCGUUGAGUUCGUGAAUGCGAUCUAUGAGUACGCACCUCACAUGAAGGAGAUACUGCGUGUUGGAAGCGACGCUCGUAAGCUGUGGUCCACUUUGAAACGGUGGCAAGGAGAUGACCCAGAAGAAUUCUUUGGCGAACUCGGAUUGUGGGCUGCGGCGAGGGUGAGUGACCUGGUUGCAGACACACUUCCCUCUGCAGCCAAUUCACCUAUUUCUGAGGACGGUACACUGGUCAAGCAUCCCGGAAGUAUGUAA
Molecule: messenger RNA, 1413 nt
Organism: Diaporthe batatas
Lineage: Eukaryota; Fungi; Ascomycota; Sordariomycetes; Diaporthales; Diaporthaceae
Exons: 4
Coding region: 1-1413 (470 amino acids)
Source: RefSeq, a predicted model, not a curated record